AUGAGCGCCAAUAUUCAGCAAUGGACGGUUGAGAAGCCUUGGCUUGAGACACACUGUCUGCUGGGUGAAGGACCUUUCUAUGAGGAAUCAUCGGGCUGCCUGCGCUUUGUCGAUAUCCGCAAUAAGAGGCUACAUUAUGUGAAGGUGGCUGAAGGCCCUUCGUCUCUUAAAACCGUCCAAUUAGACGUAUGUCCUACUGUCACAGCAAACAUUGCUGGGGUUGAUCCCCAGGAACGCAUCGCCGUUGGCGUCAAGUAUGGACUGGCUGUUCUCGACGUUAAGAAGGAGACAUACGAACUUAUUCAGCCUUUCGAAGAACCGGUUAAUGAGCGUCUGCGAAGUAACGAUGGCGGCGUAGAUCCUCUGGGUCGAUUCUGGCUGGGUACAAUGACAGACUUUGGGCUCGGUCCCUUUAAGCCCGAAGGAGCGGUCUAUCUAAUGGACGCCAAGUCACGAGAGGUCAAACUGCCUAACAUGACAAUUCCCAACACACCAGGCUGGUCUCCUGAUGGAAAGACACUAUAUGUCACACACUCAAAUGCCAGAGAGAUUUAUGCCUUUGACUUUGAUACCGAGUCUGGGGAAAUCUCUAACAAGCGCGUUUUCUACAACCAUGAUGGUUCAGGCGAGCCCGACGGGUUCCGUGUAGAUGUAGACGGGUUCCUUUGGCAAGCUGUAUAUGGAGAGGGACGUGUCAUUAGAAUCGACCCCAGCACAGCCAAGAUUGUUGGAGAGGUCAAAGUGCCGACCAAGAACACCACUUGCGUGCACUUUGUCGGUACUGAGCUUGUCAUAACAACUGCCGAGGACGACGAGGGCGAGGGAUCGAGCCGCAAGAACGGUGGUCAUGUGUUUAAGGUGGACGUCGGAAUCCGGGGAUUGAGGCUCAACGAUUUCAAGCUAUAG
Fusarium subglutinans is the source of this 906-nucleotide messenger RNA. Its product is annotated as senescence marker 30. The transcript is spliced from 2 exons. Lineage: Eukaryota; Fungi; Ascomycota; Sordariomycetes; Hypocreales; Nectriaceae. The record is from RefSeq and is a predicted model, not a curated record. Gene Ontology annotation, molecular function: gluconolactonase activity; calcium ion binding. Gene Ontology annotation, biological process: L-ascorbic acid biosynthetic process. Bases 1 to 906 code for a protein of 301 amino acids.